This is a messenger RNA of Euleptes europaea (tarantolino), 1229 nucleotides long. RefSeq names its product family with sequence similarity 185 member A (gene FAM185A). The record is from RefSeq and is a predicted model, not a curated record. NCBI's taxonomy places the organism in Eukaryota, Metazoa, Chordata, Lepidosauria, Squamata, Sphaerodactylidae. Bases 1 to 1209 code for a protein of 402 amino acids. The transcript has 8 exons.
AUGCUACCUCAGUUGCCAAGAUGGUGGCCGCAGGUAGCAAAGAUAGCAGCAGGUGCCUGGCAGGGGCUGCUGAGACAGAGGGGGUUUGCUGAGCGAGAACCGUGGGGUGCCGCCUCACAGUUGACCUUCGUCACCAGUCCGUGUCGUCGCAGCAGAGGUCCUGCUGAGCCAGAAAAAGGCAGUCAAAAGAAUACUAAGCCUCUCAAAGAGUGGACCCUGGUUGUUAGCCCCUUUGGCCAACUGAAAGUGCGGCUCCCUUGCCAUGUCACAGUAUGCCCCCUCGACCCGCAUGAGUUCCCUGAUGCUGACAGGGUAUUUGUGACAGUGAGUGGGCAGACCACCAACCCCUGCCAUGGUGCAGACCUGGAUAACGUUCAUGUGCAGUAUGACGUGGAGCAAAAAAUGAUGACAGUCCUUUCAGACAACAUGGACAAUACUGCCUCUGUGGAUGUGAGGAUCCCAGUAAAAUAUGACUUGGACAUCAAGACAUCAGGGGAUGGCUGUGUGAAAAUUGAAAAAAUUGAAUGUGAAAACUGCAGAAUAGAAACAGAGAAGGGAACUAGCAUCUUACAGUCAAUAAAGAGUAAGAAUAUUGACAUCCAAGCCAAAGGAGGCAAAGUGAUCAGCCUGGGAACUCUACAGGGAAAUGCCGAUAUGCAUGUGUCACAAGAAAGUAGUGUGGAUAUUGAAAAGCUACAAGGGUGCUCCGUAAACAUUUCUACCAAAGAUGGUUUAUUAAAAACCAAAUAUCUUUACGCAGAGUCUUCAUUUUUGUCCUCAUCAACUGGCGAUAUUCUCCUGGGGAAUGUUCAUGGUACUACCACCGUUCAAACUAAAACAGGAAACAUCACAGUAGAUUCUUCAGAAGGAUUCCUAAAAGCAUCCACAUGUCAAGGGAAGAUUGACAUUUAUACAAUUAGUCAGGAAGGGGAAGUGGACCUAAAGUCUCAGAAUGGCUCCAUUACUGUCAAAGUACCUGCCACACUAAAAGCUUACCUGCACUUAUCUGGAAGCCAGAUUGACUUGAGCCCUGAGGUCCAAUUGCAAGGGACCCAGAACGUCUCCAGAGAGGGAAACAUAACAGUUACUGGGCAUCUGAAUCAAGGGGAUGAAAAAGAAAAAUAUAUUAAAGCAGAGACACAAAAUGGCAGAGUUCAUCUCAAAAGCCAAACCUGGUUCCAGUCUGUAAAUCUGAAGGCUCCAUAUUAAAGGUUAUUGGGCUAUGUGAA